CUGCGCCACACGCACGUGGUUUUGUGAAAUCACGCGUGUUUGAAUGUGUUGGAAUCGCGCGAAAACUAGUAAGCAGUUGCCGGAUGAGAAGAGCGGAAGGAUCGCUGAAAUUCCACGGAGAUGUCGGAAGGCUGCGGUGCAGAUUGUGAGGCGAAUGAGGAGACGGGAGGCUGUAGCGAUGAUGAAGUCGAGUUCGUUGGGGAUCAAAGAGAAGAGAAUGUGAAUGAAGAGCAGUCAGCAUGGUCUGUUCAUGUAGAAGAGCUUCAGGAAGCUACUGAAAGACCUGUUCUGGAAUAUAUUGAUUUGAUUGAUGAUGACGACAAUGAAGCAGAAGCCAGUACAUCUUUUUCUGUGAAAAGUCGACCUCGGCCAAAAGACCAUGUGGAUUGGCAGAAAGCAAGGGUCACUUGCACUCUUGAUCGUCUUGCUCGGCAUGUAGAAGUAGAGAAAAAGGAAAGGGAGCAGAAAAAUAAAGCAUUUAAGGAAAAAAUGGAUUCCCAGCAUGCACAUGGCUUACAGGAGUUAGAAUUUAUGCAAGAGCACCCUGAGAAGGAGGAAGCCAGGCGAUGUGUUGAUCACUGGUUAAAAAUGCCAGGUUUAAAGCCUGGUGUGGUCAAUUCUAGAUCCAGAAAUUCUUCUCAACCUGUCCCACAACAAAAUGUAAAACCAGUAAUGUGCCCAAUCAUGAACUGUUACCGGAUGUUUGAUAGUGGCCCUCUCCUGCUGGGUCAUCUCAAAAGAUUUGAUCAUUCUCCAUGUGACCCCACUGUUACUCUUAAAGGUGCCCCUUCAAUGUCUUACGCAUGUGUUGUUUGCUGUAAACGUUUCUCAACUGAACAACAGUAUAAUGAUCACCUUCAGACUAAGAUCACAUCACCAAAUCCUGAUGGCCAUUCCAGGGAGUUUUCUUGUCAGAACAUUCAGUGCUUUGCCUGCCCAUUUUGUUACUUACUUUUUAAUAUCCGGGAUGAGUGUUUGCAGCAUAUGGCUGCAAAAAACCACUUUACACAUUCACUCAAAAUAAGUGAUCAAGAUUCUCCUGCUCCUGUUCCUUUUCCAUCAUAUGCUAAGAAGCUGCUGUUCACUAAGUGUAAGGAAGUGCCUUUUCAAGUGAAGUGUACAGAGUGUGCAAAGAUACUAAAUUCUCAUGUGGAGGUCACACCGCAUUUUAGGACGCGAUGCAGGAAUGCUAGUCCCAUGGCUGUUGCAAGAAAAAGCAUUUCCCAGGUUGCAGAGCUAUUUGUAGUCAAAGGACACUGUCAAAAUUGUGGCAAACUCUUUAAAGUAGACAGCCACAUGAAAAACCACGAACUGUUAACUGGACACAAAACUGAGACGGUUUGCUCGGUGGAGAAAGCAGUUUUACUGUUCUGUCAUUUCUUUGAGAAAAGCCAGUCUGGUGCUGAACAAUUUGCACUUGGUGAGUCGAAACAAAAGUCCUCCUUGCUGAAGAGAUCCAUAAAACAAGAAGCUGAUAGCAGCUGUCCGAUAAGUGCAAAGCGAAGACGGGAGUCACAGUUUGGCGUGGAUUCUAAAAAGUUCAAUUCUGCUGAUUUUUGUGAACAGCCCCAGGCCAGCGUAUCUGAUCAAGUGGCGACUGCCUGGUUCUGUGAGUGCAGCCAGCGUUACAGUACAGAAAAGGCUGUAGAUAAGCACAUCAUGGCAGCCAACCAGAUAUUUUACAAGUGCAUAGUUUGUGGGAAACAGGCAGAAGAUCCUGCUGUGAUUGGGUUACAUAUGAGUCGUUUUCAUGGUGGCGCUCACUUGAAUAAUUACAUUUUUUGGUGCCAUACGUGCAAGACCGAAAUGCCCAGAAAAGAGGACAUCAUGUCCCAUAUUAUAGAUUGUCAUGGUGGGCAUAGUUUCUACUAUGAACAGGAGGUUGAAGAGGAUGAUCCACAACCAUCUACUUCUAGUUGUACGUCUGCUGCUCAUGAAGACAAUAAUAGAGUCCCGAUUGUUCAAUCAUGUGAUCAAAAAGGAGACCAAGGUACCACCCUCUCUGGUAAAUGGCAGUGCAGGAUCUGUGAGGAGCUCUUUGAUUCAGAAACGAGCGUCACUGACCACUGCAAAAAGCCAGAAAAACACAGCUUUCAAAAGUACUGUUGUGGCACCUGUAAGCAGCGCUUCCUUAAAGUCGAGACGCUUUACCGACAUUUUGAAGACAUGCAUAAUGGAGAUAUUAACAUCGGUUAUUUCUGUGGACUGUGUGACAGUUUGCUCUUUGACACAGAAGAAGAAUUCUCAGACCACUACCAGUCAUACCACAGCACAGACUAUGUGUUUUUGGCAGAAAGAAAAGAACUGCCAUUUAAGAACGUCGAUUCGGUGCAACCUGCAUCGUCGCCAACCGUCAAAGAAAGUAAAGAGACAUGUCUGUGCCAGGAAUUUUAUUACAGUAAAAGUGACAAGCAAAACGCACGCAAGAAAUGUCUUGACAAUCUGUUCCAUACGGGAAAAUUGCGUUUUUGUUGUAGAUUUUGUCCUGCGACGGCACGGAGCUCAGUAGCUUUUAAGAAGCACCUUCAGGAAAUACACGGAAUCACAGAGGCAGAUGGGAGUUUUUGUUUCAGCUGUGGUGCAUGCAGUGAGAAGUUAAAUACGGUUAAUGAAGCCAGACAACACUACCACAGAAAGCAUCUGUCUUGUCAUUCACCAAAUGCUGAAAAAGUUAAAAGCACACCUUCAGCCCCAAAUGACAAAUGCUGUCCUGACAGCCACCCUGACCGUCCCCAAAACGCUGUGGCAAAAACCCAAGGCGAGACGGAGCACAAAGAGGUACAGAAGAACGCAUUCGCUUCUGAAGAUUCUGAGCUACCGGACAUGGACUAUCUCAUGACCAUGACUCACAUCGUGUUUGUGGAUCUAGAUAACUGGUCGGCGUUCUUCCAUCGACUACCUGGAUACUUAAAUCAAGGCACAUUUGUCUGGGGAUUUAAAGGUGGAAAAGAGGCCUGGAAGGCACCAGAACAAAAUAAAGUGUAUAAAUAUCUUGUGAACACGGGUUGUUUCUUCCUUCAUCCCCAAUGCAGUGAUAGAAAGGAUGCAGCUGAUUUUGCUAUAUGCAUGCAUGCUGGCCGCCUGGAUGAACAACUUUCGAAGCACAUUCCGUUUACCAUCCUGUCGGGAGAUAAAGGAUUUCAAGAGCUGCAGCUUCAGUUCAAGAAAACAAUGAGAGUGGCGCACAUUUUUAAUCCCCAUGAGCUGGAAGGGGAGAUGUUAUGCGCUUUGUUAAACAGCAUUGCAGAUAACGUAAAAGAUGAUGAUAACUGUGAUAGUAAUACGAUUUCAGAGGAGGAGGAUAUCAGGAGAGCUCAAGAACUAAGUCUGCAGGAGAAGAAAGAUGCUGAUCUGGGGAAAACAACUGAUGCUGAAUUGGAAGAAGCUCUUAAGAGAAGCCUUGAGGAAAUGUGAACGUGAGAAGGGGCUAUAAAACAUUACGAUGUCAUGUGUGGUACAUUAUGUAGUGCAUGGUAACUUUUAUAUGUGUUUUAAUGUUAGGUGUCACACUGGUUUCUUCUAUGUUCUUCACUCUUUAAUCUUUCAUUUAAAGAAAUGUUUAUAUAACUUUUAUGUAAUAUAUAUUAUUUAAAAUAAAGUAUUUUCUUUAGUA
Erpetoichthys calabaricus (reedfish) is the source of this 3613-nucleotide messenger RNA. RefSeq names its product zinc finger protein 451 (gene znf451). Bases 121 to 3414 code for a protein of 1097 amino acids. Gene Ontology annotation, cellular component: nucleus. Gene Ontology annotation, biological process: regulation of transcription by RNA polymerase II. The transcript has 16 exons. NCBI's taxonomy places the organism in Eukaryota, Metazoa, Chordata, Cladistia, Polypteriformes, Polypteridae. The record is from RefSeq and is a predicted model, not a curated record. Gene Ontology annotation, molecular function: sequence-specific DNA binding; DNA-binding transcription factor activity, RNA polymerase II-specific.